Perca flavescens (yellow perch) is the source of this 1950-nucleotide messenger RNA. It is a transcript of the gene arfgap2, whose product is annotated as ADP-ribosylation factor GTPase activating protein 2. Gene Ontology annotation, molecular function: GTPase activator activity. The coding region runs from base 143 to 1792 and encodes 549 amino acids. The transcript has 17 exons. The record is from RefSeq and is a predicted model, not a curated record. NCBI's taxonomy places the organism in Eukaryota, Metazoa, Chordata, Actinopteri, Perciformes, Percidae. Gene Ontology annotation, biological process: COPI coating of Golgi vesicle.
AACACAUAAUAGACGCGACACAUUAUUAGUAGGCACGUAGAGGUUUCACGUUUUGUUUACGCACAACUUUCGAUUUUGUUAGAUUUGGAAACUACGAGAGCCCGUAGUGACGUCACCUUAUGGAAAUUGUCAGAGGGGCAAGAUGGCUACGGAACCAAAUAAGACCGAGAUCCUUACCAUUUUCAAAAGAUUAAGAUCUAUUCCUACAAACAAGGUGUGUUUUGACUGCGCUGCCAAAAACCCCAGCUGGGCAAGUAUUUCAUACGGUGUGUUCUUAUGCAUUGACUGCUCUGGCAUCCACCGCUCCCUGGGCGUGCAUCUCAGCUUCAUCAGGUCCACUGAGUUAGACUCCAACUGGAACUGGUUUCAGCUUAGAUGUAUGCAGGUUGGAGGCAAUGCCAAUGCGACGGUGUUCUUCCGCCAGCAUGGCUGCUCCACAAACGACACCAACGCCAAGUAUAACAGUCGUGCAGCCCAGUUGUACAGGGAGAAGAUUCGGCAGCAAGCAAACGCUGCGUUGUCGAAAUAUGGUUCAGAUCUAUGGAUCGAGUCUUCUGCAGGAAGCACUCCUGCAGCUCCUGAGAAGGAAGAGACAGACUUUUUUGCAGAACAUACACAGCCUGCUAUGGACUGGAGUAUGGCGCCAGCCUCCGAGCCACAGCAGAAUGGAGCCGCUCUGACCCCCCAGCUAUCAGACACAACGGCCAAAGGCCAGGAUGACAACAAGCCGGAGGAAGGACCCAGCAUCGAUGGUCUGAGCACGUCCGACAAAAUCUCCAUUGAGGACUCCAUGCGUUUGUCAUCACAGGAAGGAUGGACACCUAAAGAUGUGAAGCCUUCCAUCAUUGGAAAAAAGAAGCCCAUGACUGCCAAAAAAGGGCUCGGCGCAAAGAAAGGUCUGGGUGCUCAGAAGGUGAGCAGUAAGAGUUUCUCGGAGGUGGAGAAGCAGGCGCAAGUGGCCGAGAAGAUGAGAGAGGAGCAGGCGGCUGAGGCGAAGAAACAUGCCGAGGAGUCCAUUGUGGCCUCGAUGCGUUUGGCCUACAAAGAGCUGGAGAUCGACAGGAAGAUGGAGGAAAAGAAGAUUCAGACCAUGGAAGGCAAGAAGAGAGAGCAGGCUGAGAGACUGGGCAUGGGCUUCGGCAACAGGAGUGCUGUGUCCCACUCGGUGAUGUCGGAGAUGCAGGUGAUCGAGCAGGAGACUCCUGUGGGAUCCAAGUCCUCCUCUCGCUCCAAACUGGACAUGUUUGAUGAGCCGGGUUUCACCUCUGGACCCCCAAAAUACAAGGACAACCCGUUUACAGUGGGAGACAGUUUUGGAUCCCGGUGGGACACGGAGGCAGGAACUGCCUCCUUUACCACCUCCUGGGCCCUGGAGAAAGAGGACCCCAAAGAGGAGAUCACCAUCUCUAGUAUUCAGCCAAUUGGAGAACGACUUCCCAGCAGAAGAAAAGCCGACGUAUCGGCUCCGGUGUCCGAGUCGAGCGAGGCACGACAGAAGUUUGCGAAUGCCAAGGCGAUCUCUUCGGACAUGUUCUUUGGUCGGGAGAGCAGCGCAGAGUAUGAUGCAAAGACCAGACUGGAGACCAUGUCUGGAAGCUCCUCCAUCAGUUCAGCUGACCUGUUCGGGGAGGGCAGUGACCAAAAAGGGCGGGCGCCAGGCUUUGACAGUGUGCUCCCCUCCGGCCCGGACAUCGCACAAUUCAAACAGGGAGUGAAGACUGUAGCAGGCAAGAUGGCAGUGUUGGCCAACGGUGUCAUGAAUACUAUCCAGGAUCGCUACGGCGCCUACUGAUCAGCACCGACCUGCGGGAAGACGUACUGACGCCUGUGAAGAGCAGCGAGACCUCGUGACUGAAACACGCAUUUGGGACGGAGUAGAUGGGACGAGAGAGAGACCGAGACGGGAAGCAGAAAGGAUUGCAUGGGAAAAAAAUAAAUAAAUCGUGCUUC